Messenger RNA from Penicillium alfredii, 1791 nucleotides. RefSeq names its product Zn(II)2Cys6 transcription factor. The coding region runs from base 1 to 1791 and encodes 596 amino acids. Gene Ontology annotation, molecular function: DNA-binding transcription factor activity, RNA polymerase II-specific; zinc ion binding. Lineage: Eukaryota; Fungi; Ascomycota; Eurotiomycetes; Eurotiales; Aspergillaceae. The record is from RefSeq and is a predicted model, not a curated record. The transcript has 4 exons. Gene Ontology annotation, biological process: regulation of DNA-templated transcription.
AUGUUUGGGAUCCCAGCUCCAGAGAACUCAUUCCCGCAUCACCCUACAUUUGCCGCUGCCGCCGGAACAGACGAAGCCCAUACCGAGGCACUGAUCGUGGGCAAGUCGCUAGCACUGAUCGGAUGGGACAUGGUCACCAACGAGGAGAUGUUGAAAACUGCACAGCGGCAAUGGAAGGAAGAAAUUGCGCGCGAGGAUUAUACCUGUCGCCGACGCAAGGUGAAAUGCGGCGAAGAGCGCCCUAUCUGCAGCCGCUGCCAGAACCUGCAUCUUAGCUGUGAGUGGGGGGUCCCCGUGAAACGUGGUCGGGGGUCGCAGGUCCGACAGCUCCAGCCUGCGCCGAUCGCGCCCGACCAGCUGUGGUCGCAGCCGGAAAUUGCGGAUAUCGUGGACCUCCAGCCAGAUGCACUACUCAUGGGGCUCUCCCCAGGUUCGUGGACAGGCGAUGGACUUGUCGCGGAGGCUCCCCUGGUCGCACCCUUCUACCCGGUCGCGACGCCCCUCUACCCACCGCUAAGCGUCCCCGAAAUUGCAUGCGCAAACUCCCUAUCCCUCACCGAAAAUGACCAAAACUACUUCCAAUAUUUUCCGUCGUCGUCGAUUGUGUUUUACUACAUGAAGGGAUGGCAAUGGAGCAGUUUCUGCUAUCUCUAUCAAGGGCCAGCCGCCGCCAACAAAGUGAUCAUGCGGAUGAUUCUGGCCCUGUCGGCGACUGACAUGUAUCGCAAUGGGUUGGCGGUACGCUCUCCUGGUCGGCCAACCGCGGAGGAUCACGGGCGGUAUCACUAUAGCCUGGCCGUCAAGGAAUUUCGGCAGUUGCUUGAGACACCGCGCCGACAUGUUUCGGUAGCUGAGCUCGAGAUUAUAUUUGCCACCAUGUUUCUCAUGAUCACGUAUGAAUGGCAGUUUGGCCACUCCAUACGCCAUCUUCAGCUUCAUCUACAUGGGGUGCGAUCGCUGCUGGAAUCGCAUCCGCAGCUGUUCCGCAUUAAAGACGUCAACGAUGUGUUUUUGUCCUCGGACGAGACCAGCCCGCCUGAAGAGGAUGCGGCUAUCUGUCGCCCGAUUGGCCUCACCGAAUCCUUGUAUGACUAUGUCUUGCAAUCAGGGAACCCUGCUCUGCAUCCGGAUCGGCUCCAUCAGUGCGCGCGUCUCUGGGGCCGAUGCUUUUGGGGCGAACAGUAUCCAGACCAGGAGGUGCUAGACGACAUCGAGAAUUAUCGAGCGCUGGAGCUACUUCAUGCCGGGUUUUGUCUACGAUACCGGACUUGGAAAGCUUUGGUUGACUCUGGAGCCCGUGCCAGAGACACACCAGACUUACUUUUUCGCGAGCUCAUGGCUACUCGGGACAAAUAUUCGGAUCUCUUUAUCACCGCUAAAUUCGCGGGUACCGUCUCGGCUCGACGCACACUCCACACCAUCUACAUGGCCGUCUCCACAUUCUACGCGCAGGUUCUCAUCCACCGACGCCUGCUCUGCGUUGAUACUUUGCGCGGGGCCAUUCACCGGCAAGCCACUACGGGUAUCAUAGACAUUGCCCGGAAACAAUUUACUUCAGAUCCGAGGCUUCUCCGACGACUGCAUUGGCCGCUGUUGAUGGCCGCCAUUGAGACGGACAAUGCCGUCCAACGGACAUGGUUGCAACAGCGUUUGUUCGAUCUGCGCAACUUCCACUCCGAGUAUGUGUGGGCAAAUGAUGUUGCCGACCAAGUCCUGGCCCAGCAGGAGGUGAGUCAACGGCAAGAUGCCAAUUUGGCUGAGGUGUUGCUUCAGCGGCUCCAUGUGCAAUAA